Penicillium brevicompactum is the source of this 1092-nucleotide messenger RNA. RefSeq names its product Nucleotide-binding alpha-beta plait. Bases 1 to 1092 code for a protein of 363 amino acids. Lineage: Eukaryota; Fungi; Ascomycota; Eurotiomycetes; Eurotiales; Aspergillaceae. Gene Ontology annotation, cellular component: nucleus; cytoplasm; ribonucleoprotein complex. The record is from RefSeq and is a predicted model, not a curated record. The transcript is spliced from 4 exons. Gene Ontology annotation, molecular function: mRNA binding.
AUGCCAUUCCUAGGUCGUGAUAAGGGUCGCUCCAGAUCGCGCAGAUCCGAUGACGAGUUUGUGGUUUUUUUGCAAGGUAUUCCAUCGCACUGCCGCUGGCAAGAGCUGAAGGAUCUUGUGCGUCAAACUGCUCUGCAUAUCCGUCAAGCGGUAGUAUACGACGACAGCCACGGCUUCCCUACUGGACUAGGCCAGAUUAUCAUCAAAAAUGAGGACGAGGCCUGGCGAACAUAUCAUCGACUUUCAACAAACGGAUGGGAAGGCCAAAGUCUGGUGGUCACGCUCUCGCGAACUAGCACACCCACCAAACCAAUCGCCGGACCUACCAGAAGCCCAUCUACCAUGUCAGGUCACUCAACACCCCCACGAGCCUAUGGAAACACAACAAUGCCACCGUCUCCAGUCUCACCUGAAUCCGCUCAACCUCCCACCCCAACAUUCACAUACCCAGAAUACGGCGCCAUGAUGCCCAUGCCGAUUCAGGGACAGUUCCUCCCAAUGCUACCGGAAAUGGUUCCAAUGCAAUGCUUCUCCCCAUCCCCAUCAAUGAACGGAUACGAGCCGCAAUGGAUGAUGCCAUACCCUAUGACUCCACAACACAGUGGACACACAGCCGAUCAAUACUUCUACCCUCCGCCUUACAAAGCACCAGACCCUCAAUCUCCGUCUUUCUUCCCGGACUGUCGCACAGUCACCCUGGAUAAUCUCCACCCAUCCACCACACCCGGCAAUCUAAAAGAGCUGGUCUCAUCUGCUGGAAUUGUCACGCAGUGUAAUAUGGCAUUGGAAAUCGAUCAGACUCGUGCAUCAAUCACCAUGCAGACAAACGAAGAAGCUCAACGUGCCGUCACCAUGUUCAACAACACGAAGUUCAUGGGCUCUCGUAUCAGUGUCAGACUUGAUCGUGGACCUCCCUCGCGUGGCUCAAGAUUAAGUUCCUCCGGUACUGACAGUUUGACAUCUGAGAGCGGCGACUCUUUAUCUUGGGCUGAUGAGAUGUGUGGGCUUGAACAAAGGACUUGCAAGCCGCUGGUGAUCGAUGGGUCUGGGAAGUCGAGGUCGGAUAUGCUGUGCACGUCUGCUCCGACUUGA